GAAGGUCAUGGGUGAAUCAAGGAAGGUGAAUUUUUUUUUCCAUAGAUCUAGAUUAGAGAUCUACAUUCAUUGGAACCAAGCUAAACUUGGUAGUCGGCCUACAAGUCACAGUAGAUUCUGCCCCAUUCAAGAAGAAACCAACGCCAACAGUGGCAGCACAUACAUUUCAGUUGCAUGUAUUUUCUAUGGAGUCAGAGAUAACCUAUAUAAAUAGACAAUCUGGAUUCAAGAUACUGUAAAGCCCUAGAGCAAAAUUAACUUUUCAAAAAUCACAUUACCACUUUUAAAAAAAAUGUCUCUGAUAAAACAUUUGAAACAACUGUGUGGAAGAUCCAUAAAGAUUCAGAAUGUUGCUGGACUUGCUUCCCAUCCAGUCUCAGUCCAAAGGGUUCUGUUCAAACUACAAACACAACAUCUCCAAGUGAUGAGCUCAGAAAUGUCAAUAAGAAACUUUCAUAACUCAUCAUUUUGUUUUCAAGAAGCAGUUCUAAAGAAGAGAGACAGGAUGACAGAAAUAGACCUGAAAGCAGAUGCUGCUGAUCUUUUUAAAACUGCUGUCAAGUCAGUGUGUCCUAAAGUGAUGAUAGAGAAUGUCCUACAAUACAAUCGAGCCACAUCGACCUUGAAAGUUCAGGACAAGACCUACACAGUCAACAAAAAUAUAUUUGUAGUUGGUUUUGGCGAAGCUGUUCUUGGUAUGGCUAAAGUUGUUGAAGACAUCUUAAGCGAUCAUUUGGUGACUGGUAUUAUCAGCAUUCCAAAAGGAUUGAAGGAAGAGAUUUUCAAUAUUGAAAACAACAGAGAUAUGUUUCUUUCACCUACUUCUAAGAUUCAAGUCUUUGAAGGUGCAGCAACAGUUUCAUCUGUAGAAAUGGACCAACGUUCAUAUAAUGCUGCUAUAGCCAUUCAAAAUUUGGUAUCUAACCUUUCACCCAAUGACAUAUUAAUUGUAGUUCUUUCAGAAGGAGGAUCCACAUUAUGUCCAUCACCAUAUCCACCAAUCACUUUGCUAGAUCUGUUUGAGCUGACCAGACUAUUAGCAAGAAAUGGUGCUACAGUGCGUGAAAUAAAUACAGUUCGUAAAAACAUAGAAAUUCUAAAAGGUGGAGGACUUGCUUUACUAGCCCGACCUGCAAAGGUAGUCUCAUUAAUUCUGUCUUCCGUCAUUGGUGAUGCAGUGGAUCUCAUCGCUAGCGGCCCUACAUGCCCUACCCAACGCACUCCACAUCACUGCAUGGAGAUACUCAUGCGGCUUGGCAUCCUAGACAAAACACCUGAAAGCAUUAGAAAGUUUCUGGAGAAAGAAAUCAAACAACUCAACAUGAUUCAAGCUCAGGCAGGUUUAAAAUCAACUCAGAAGAAAGUGCAACAACAUCAGUUGGAAGGUGUUCAGAAUGUCAUAGUUGGAAAUAAUCUCAUUGCCUGUGAAGCUGCCGCUAGCCGAGCUACAGAACUUGGCUAUUUGCCUGUUAUUUUGACUACUGAAAUGACAGGAGAAGCAACAAAAGUUGGAUCAUUGUAUGCAAAACUGGCUAAGUUUGUCAUGUUUUGCUUUGACAGGAAAGCAUCAUGGGAACCCAAUUCAGAACUCUCCAUUAUGGAACUAGAAUUGGUAAGCUUGGGCAUCAAGAAAAAAUGGAUCAACUACAUAGCCAAUACAGUGGAUAAAGCCCACAACAUGAAUAGAGACAUUUGUAUCAUCGCUGGAGGGGACACUGUCGUCCAUGUCCGAGGCUCUGGCCAAGGUGGAAAAUGUAUGGAAUCAGUAUUGGCUGCUGCCAUAGCACUGCAGGAAGAAUUUCGGGUCAAAAAGCUAAAUGUGGCCGAAUGCAGAAUGUGCUACCUUAGCUGUGACUCUGAUGGCCAUGAUGGCGUCACCAAGAUGGCUGGAGCAGUUGUGGAUUUAGAGUUUCUUGAUAAAGUUGAAGCUAGUGGCCUGAGCAUGAGAGAGUAUUUAGAAAACAAUGAUUCUUUCAGGUUUUUUGAAAAAGUCAACCAGGGAAAUAAUUUUAUACAGACAAAUCUGACAGGAACAAACAUUAUGAAUGUUAUGAUCAUGUUAGUAGAGAAACCAAGAGAAGUCAAAUAUCAAUACAAAGAUUAAUUCUUUAAUUAUAAUGUUGCAGUCCUUAAUAUAUGUUAUUUUACAACAAAAAGUAAGCACAAUAGAUUUAGGAAAACAGAUCAUAUCAAUGGGUUUAUCUGUAUAUGAAAAAUGUUAUGUAUUUAUCUUAUUGUUAUUUAAUAUAAGAAAGUUGGAAGGCAAGUAUGUUGUAAAUAAGUAAAAGCUUCAUAUUAUCAAAUUUAAACAAGUUGACCUGAAUAUCAAUUUACUUUUUUACUGUUGACAUUAUGAUAGACAUAUUUUGUGGAACAGUGAUCUGUUCUGAAUUAUUUUAUCUCCACACAGAGGCCAGCUAGUUGUAGCUGAAGAGGUAAUACGUGUAAUUAUGCUAGCUGUGUCUCUGAGUUAAAGGGGCUUUUAACCUGUAUUGCUAUUAUAGUCACCUGUAUAUAAGAGCAUUUUAUUUCAAAAACUGAUUCAUUUUAUGGUUUUGCACAAAUAGAUUUUAAAAAUCCUUUUAAGUCUUUUUUUUAAUAGCUUUAUUGUAAAUUUAUGAUAAUUGAGAGAUAGCUUUGUAGAUUACUUCAUUAUUCUGAUGUAUAUUAAAAACCUAGCCAAAUGUAUGCCACUAUAAUGUUACUUCAUUACAGUGAGACCUCACUUUAUGACGGGUAUGUUUAACAACUCAAAGUUACGAUGGACUUUCAUGAAUAACCAUUAAUUUAAUUUAAUUCUAAUGUACAACCAAAUUACAAAGAUAGGACAGAUGGCUUAGUUAAUUUUUUAAUUUCACAAGAAAUAAUUACUACAUGCUCAACUAUUAACAAAUAAGUAAGACCUAUAACCCUAAUCUAGGAGCACACUUAAUGAUGAAAUAAACUUAAGGAUGGACUUUCUGGUCCCUAGCACUAUCGCUAAGCAGGAACUCACUGUACUAAGUUUAAGAUUUUUUUUUUUUUUUUCAAAAAUUUAAAGCGGUUAAAAAGAGCUUAAAGAAAAAAAAAAGAAAACUAUGUUUAUUAAGACUUUUUACAUUAAAAUAAUUGCAGCUUCCUUUUUUUUCCUCAUAUUCUUACUAUAAUGUCAUUGUUAUAUUUAUUUAUCUAUAUUUACUCCAGAAUGUAUGCACGAAUUUGUUGUCAAAUGUAUUAUUUUAUGUGAUAUUUGUUAUUCUACCAAAUAUCCAAUAAUGAUUAGCAUAGCAUGUUACUUAUAAUGGCAGCUCUAGAUCACAAUAGUUAUUUGAGAUAAGAAGGUGAAGAAAAAUAUGACCAUUAAAUGGGCUCUUCAUCUUAUUUUCUUUACUUUCUUCUCUCAAUAGCUAUGUACUCCAGUACUGCUGUAUAUGUUACAUAUCAUGUUGAUUCAUCGUUUGUUCUACACUAAAGCUCAGACUCCCAAUACCAAAUAUCCACAAUGAGAUUAUUUUGUGCAUCAUUUUUUAAAAAUAUAUUUCUUUUAUUAUUUGAGUACAUUGGAUUUUAGGGCCUUUUGCCUGUGACAUAUAUUUUUACAAAUGUUCUCUUAAUAUUGCUUAUUUUUACUAAUUUAUUAUUUGUAUAAAAUUUUACUUGUAUUGAAUAUUAGAUCUAAGCCUUAUUUACUAUUUGCAAAUAAGGUCUAAUGUUAUGUCUAUCAUAAAAAUGAAAUCAUUAUUCAGCUUUCUGAAUAUAUGUUGUUUUGUAACAUAUGUUUUUUCAAAUUUCUAUCCUGUGUCAGGCAGUUAAAAGAAAAAAAAGUAAAAUACCUUUUUCAGACCUUGUGAUCUAUUAUAAAGGGCAGAUGAUGUAAGGUCAUCUGUUCCUAUACGACCCACAGUUAUUGAGGGUGUCAUGUGGCCAGCACUGGGACCAACUAAUGUUAGGUAAACGUUAGAGCUAGGUGGAAGCACCCUAAAGAUUCCAAAUUUAAAAAGCCAAGUUUUUACCAGGAUUUGAACCUGGCACCCUGUUGUUGAAAAGACAAGCACUUUACCACUCAGCCACCAUGUCUUCUCAGGCUUUUUCAGGAUUGUCUGUGGAACACCUCUUUAUUAUCAGGAUGUUAGUUGUUUUUUGUUUUUUUUUGUCAUUUAAAACUACAUAUUGUUUUAAACUGUAUUUGUUAAGGCAGUUUAUAAUUUUAUUAUUUUAUAUUAUGAUGCGCUUGAAGAUUUAUAGAAUAUUUUAAGAAACAGAACAUUGAAUAAGUUCUUUACAAAAAAGAGAGAUCUGGCCAAUUGUUUGAAAAAGUUGAUGAACAUAGUCGCAAUCCUUUAAUUACUUUUAACAAACUAAGCUCUAAGUUAAUUAUUAAAUUCUUAGGAAUUACACAUCUUAUGUAUAAAAAAACAUUCUUUACAAAGACAUGUUUGUAUCUUUUCAGGUUUUAAAUUAUUUUUAUUCAGGUCUUGAGUAUCCCAACUUUCUGUAUGGACACAUGAUUUAAAUUGAGGAUCCAUUCAGUAUGCAUUUUUAAAAUAAUUAUUAGUAUUUAUACCUGAGUUUGGUUUAAUGAUUUGUUUUAUUUUUGUAAUUUCAUUUACACUUUGAUUAGUUUCAAGGGCAUGUUGUCAUGUUAUAUGUAUGUUGUAUUUCCAUUAUACAUCAAAUAUAUUAUUUUAUGUUUUUUUUUAGAAACGAAACUAACCCUGUGAUUUUUAUGCUUUAUAUAUUGAUUUACUUUAACAAAAUUUGCAAUUUAUAUUAUUGUUAUAUUUCUAAUAAAAAAUUAAUUACUAUAUAAGCUUGCUAAUAAAAAAAUUAUGUAUUAUGCAAAUCA
This is a messenger RNA of Biomphalaria glabrata, 4825 nucleotides long. Its product is annotated as glycerate kinase-like. Gene Ontology annotation, molecular function: glycerate kinase activity. Lineage: Eukaryota; Metazoa; Mollusca; Gastropoda; Planorbidae. The transcript is spliced from 6 exons. Gene Ontology annotation, cellular component: cytoplasm. The coding region runs from base 293 to 2104 and encodes 603 amino acids. Gene Ontology annotation, biological process: protein phosphorylation. The record is from RefSeq and is a predicted model, not a curated record.